AAGGAAGCAGUCGCGGUGCGUGCGCAGGCCGGGAACAGGCCGGGACUCGGUUUCUCCCUCGCCUGCCUUAGUCGCCCUGCUCGCCUUUGGAAACAAACUGUUUUUAAAAGCUGAGGAGUCGCACCGCUGAAUGGGGUCUGAGAGGGAUCAUCUCCUAGGUGGUGAAAUACGAAUUUCGCUAUUCAAUGCACCGCGCCACUUAAGCAUGCCUUUGUGAAGCCACUGGCAGUUUUAAUAUCUGAAGUGGGAUCCUGUUUCAUAAGCGAUUUUAAACUUCCUGGUCCUUUUAAACACCGCUAACGUGUCUCAGUAGCUUAUCAAAAUAAAAAGUUGGCUCACUGGGCAUGAAUGAAUGUGGUGUCUUCUGACUGAGCCUACAGCAGGAUGUCUUACGUGGCAAAGAAAUGUGGCAUCAAAUUAAACCCUCCCUCUAUUGUUUUAAUCUAUGAAGAUCAGCUCAGGAAUAAUAUACGCAAGCGCAUCAUGCCUAUCCGGAAUUUCUCCAAGUUCUCAGAUUGCAGCAGGGCAGCAGAACAGCUAAAGAAUAAUCCUCGGCACAAGACUUAUUUAGAAGGUGUCUCAAUGGAACAGCUACAAAAAUUACACAAUUUGCUGAGAUGCCAGUUGGGGGGACAAAAUAUGACUCAAAGUCUGGAGCAAAUUCAGCGGGAAGAAACAAUUGACCCAGAAGAGGACCUGAACAAACUAGAUGACAAGGAGCUAGCCAAAAGGAAAGAAAUUAUGGAUGCACUGUUUGAAAAGAACAGAAAAAAGAAAGAUGACCCUGAUUUUGUCUACAAUGUAGAGGUGAAGUUCCCACAAGAAGAGCUUGAAGCCUGUGAGUGGGAUGAUGAAUCAGAUGAUGAGUUUUGAUCCAUAAUCAAGCCGUGGAUUGAUGAAUCUUCUCAUAUUGGGAAUAUAUAUCUCAUGCCUCUUCAUAUUUUAGAAGCCAAACUUGAGUAAUCAGUCAGCUGCUACAUUUUAUACUGUGAAAUUAGAUCAAGACUUACAUUUUUUUUAAAAAAAAUGUAAACAUGUUAAUGAAAAAUUGUUUGGAGGUGCUUGAUGAAAAAGAUACAACCAGACUCAAAAGAGUUUUAUAUAGACUGUAUGCUAGUUCUUUGCCAUUGUAAAUAAAGCAAUGGAUCUACUUCAGUGCUUCACAUUGCAGCAUUAACUUUGCAAAAAAAUUAACUCUGCAAGUAAUUGAUGUCUUAUUGAUUGUUUUGCGAUGUUGUUUAAUUACCGGAGGUGCCAGUUUGUCCGUUAAACUUCCAAACUUUCAGUUACCUCUCUCACUUUCUAAAAUUGCAUCAGAAUAUGAGCUACAAUAUUUGAUAGUUGCAAUAUUACUGUUUCACACUAAAAUGAUACAGUUAUUUAUUUAUUUAUUUUAAAUUGCUUUUGGGGAAUCACAAUGAAACCAUUUAUGUUUAAAUAUGCAGGGCUGUGUUGAAACUAAUGCUCUUAAGUUAUUGUUAACAUGGGGUUUGGGGAGUGUGAUAAAUAACGGCUUAGAAGUCAAAUUAACAAGCAGUCCUAAAGCCAGCUGAGAGGCCAUUAGAAACAUUAAGCAGCAUUCUGCUAGCAAAGAGGGAGUCCUUACUACACUAGCAGAAAGCACUGCUAGCAUAUAAAAGUAAUAGGGGAGGAGGCAGGGAAAAAACCUGCUCUCCCCCUUUCUACCCCGAUUGGAGCGAAGGAAGUGAUUAUUCUUUUGCCACAGAAUCAAACAGACACUAACUUAGGAUUGUUCUGUUUCAGUUAGUCUUUCAUGUGGUGCUAAUAAUGGAUGCUUUAUUGUGAGACUAAAUUGAUAUGCUUUCUGUUUCCAUUUUUAUGUAGUCAAACCUGAAGAAACAACUGUCCAAUAAAGUAAUUUUGAAUAGCUGAAAGAGCCGAUAAUGUUGACAGAAUUAAAUGAUGUCUAAUAACAAGAAUGACAGGUGUAUGAAAUGAUGGCAGCAAUAGACAGCUUUUUAGAAAAGGUUCUUGAGUCUCCCUAAAGAAUGUGUUACCCAUUGUAGUUUUUUCUAAGGGCCCUACAGGUGGGCUACUGAAUAGUGUAAUAAAUGUGCACUAGUUUUCCAUUCUCAGUUUCACCUCCAUAGCACAAUGUGAAACUGAUUUGAGUUUCACCUCAUUUGCACAAUGUGAAACUGAUAAGGCACUUCUGAUGCUUCACCACUACAGUUCUCUUGUUUAUUGACCCUGUUGUGGGUCCCAUUCUGUAGAAUUUUAACCCAGUUUGGGAAUGGGUGUGUGUAUGUGAGUUGGGCUCAGAGAAUACAUGAAGACACUACAAUUUAGAUAGAUAGAUAGAUAGAUAGAUAGAUAGAUAGAUAGAUAGAUAGAUAGAUAUGUAAAUUCAAAAAUGUACCCCAAGACACAUGUAUGCAAACUAUAAAUUUCAAACAUAUAUAAAAUUUGGUCUCCGGAGGGCAAUAUUUUAUUACUUAACUACUCACUUUUUGGCAAAUUUCUUCACUUUGCAGGAAUCUCAGAACAUUUAAAAGUAUCUCUCCAGGCAGAGAGCAGCUUAGGAAUAAGUUGUAUUGUUCCUUGGACACUUUACAGUCUCUAGUGUUUGGGAAAGUAUUAAAGCUGAUUAAUUGGAAUUAUUUAUUUAUUUUUAUUUACUUGACAGGAGGCC
This is a messenger RNA of Zootoca vivipara (common lizard), 2653 nucleotides long. RefSeq names its product centrosomal protein 19 (gene CEP19). The record is from RefSeq and is a predicted model, not a curated record. Lineage: Eukaryota; Metazoa; Chordata; Lepidosauria; Squamata; Lacertidae. Gene Ontology annotation, cellular component: centriole; ciliary basal body; spindle pole. Gene Ontology annotation, biological process: trans-Golgi to periciliary membrane compartment transport; microtubule anchoring at centrosome.